Messenger RNA from Macadamia integrifolia, 1528 nucleotides. Its product is annotated as senescence/dehydration-associated protein At4g35985, chloroplastic-like. Gene Ontology annotation, cellular component: plasma membrane. The record is from RefSeq and is a predicted model, not a curated record. The transcript has 5 exons. The coding region runs from base 208 to 1326 and encodes 372 amino acids. NCBI's taxonomy places the organism in Eukaryota, Viridiplantae, Streptophyta, Magnoliopsida, Proteales, Proteaceae.
GGCCCUGCAAUCCACAUCAUGGGCUGAUGGGCAUCCAUCCUCUGCUCCCUAGGAUACUGACCAUAUUCUAAUUCACCGAAAGCACCUGUCCAUCAAUUACAGUGUUAACUUUCUACUGCUCUUAACCUCCUUUUCACUUAUUCAUGUAUUUCUCCAUCUAGUAACACCCUCCUUCCUCUUCUGCAAGUUUCAAACACACUGGAGAAUAUGAAUUGCUUUAGAUCCCAUCGUCCCAAACACAGCUCCCCUACCAACUAUAGCAACUCUCUUGAAGAAGAAAACCCAGAAACCAGAAAGCCCAAGGAAGAACUGUUGUUGCAUAUCCCAGGAUGCACAAUUCAUCUCAUGGAUGAAGGAGAGACAGCUGAACUUGCAAAAGGAGAUUUCAUACUUGUCAGACUCAUUGAAGAAAACAUUUCCCUUGCCACAAUUGUCAAGGUUGGAGAUGAUCUACAAUGGCCUCUCACAAAAGAUGAGCCGGUGGUGAAGCUUGAUGGUCUCCACUAUCUCUUUUCUUUACCCAUCAAAGAUAGUGAUCCUCUGAGCUAUGGCGUGUCUUUCCCUGAAAAAUCGUAUACUGAACUGGGUUCACUGGAUAUAUUUCUGAAGGAGCAUUCAUGCUUUUCUAGCCAUUCUUCUACUCAGAAUGGACUAGAUUGGAGGGAAUUUGCUCCAAAGGUUGAAGAUUACAAUGGAAUCUUAGCAAAGGCAAUGGCAGGAGGGACUGGCCAAAUCGUGAAGGGCAUUUUCAGAUGUAGCAAUGCUUACACUAAAAAGGUACAAAAGGGAGGAGAAAUGAUUCUAAGUCAAGUUGAAGAGAAGAAUUGUGAACCUGCUGCUGUGGAAAAUAAGAGAACCAAAAGUGCUGGCAAGACAAAAAAUGGAGUAAAGAAAAGUCUUAAACGGGCAAGGAAGAUAUCGAAGAUGACUGAGAAGAUGAGUAAAUCUCUGCUAGAUGGGGUCGGGGUUGCCACUGGAUCCAUAGUGGCGCCUUUGGCUCAGUCCCAGGCCGGAAAGGCAUUCCUAGCUAUGGUUCCUGGAGAGGUCCUCUUGGCUUCACUUGAUUCUCUCAACAAGGUUAUGGAUGCAGUCGAAGUUGCUGAAAGACGAGCUUUCUCUGCCACAUCUGGUGCAGCAACCAGAAUGGUCACUCAGAGGUUCGGGGAAAGUGCAGGGGAGGUGACAGGAGAUGUCUUUGCAACUGCAGGGCACUGUGCUUGUACGGCUUGGAAUAUCUUUAAGAUACGAAAGGCAAUCAAUCCUGGACGUGCGUCCUCUGCCCCUUCAGCAAUACUGAAAAAUGCAGUAAAAAAGAGAAAAAAUUAACAUACUAGUCAACCUGAACAAACCCAACUGAUCAGUCAGACUGGGCAUCCAGAAUCACUAAACAAAUGUCUGAUGUCAAAGAUAGCCACAGAAUUCAAAAUAAUUUAUCCCAUGGAUCUUUGACUAGGGUAUUGCUCCAGAAAGGAAUUUCAUUGGUUUAAUUUAUAUUUUUCCUGAUAAUAGUAGGUUUUGCGUUUUUAAA